AUGGGCAAGUGCAGGAACUUGGUGAUUUUGACAAGGGCCAAACUGUGCUGGCUGGACGACUGGGGCUUCAGCAGGGCUCAGAACCAUGGGCAGCUGCCAGCUCCUCAAGGUGGACAGUCUGCAGCUGAGAGGCGGCAGUUCUGCCAGUGGCCCUGCAAGUGUCGGCAGCGACCUUACUGUGCCCCAGGGGUGAGCUCUGUCCUGGACGGGUGUGGCUGCUGCAAGAGCUGUGCCAGGCAGAUCGGAGAGCCAUGCAACGAGAGGGAUGUCUGUGACCCACACAAGGGCAUGUACUGUGACUUCUCAGCAGACAAGCCAAGAUAUGAGAUCGGCGUGUGUGCAUAUAUGAUGGCAGUGGGCUGCGACCUGAAUGGGGCCCACUAUGAGAACGGUGAAGCUUUCCAGCCCAGCCCUCUCUAUAAGUGCACAUGUAUUGCCGGAGCCAUUGGCUGUACUCCUGCUUUCAUUCAGAAGCCUGCUGGUCUUUUAGGCCCUGCUCCACUAAUGGGCAACACGCCAGCUGGCCUGCGCAGCGGCCAGAGCCAAAAGAAACACCAGCAGGAUACUACCUACAUGUCAGCUUACAGGGAUCCUCCUUUAGCCUGGAAGAAGAACUGUCUGAUCCAGACCAUCCCCUGGAGUCCCUGCUCCAAGACCUGCGGCCUGGGCAUCUCUGUGCGGAUCAACAACAACAAUAGCAAGUGUGAGAUGAGGAAGGACCGGCGCCUGUGCCUGCUGCGACCUUGUGAGAAGAGUGUGCUUAGGAACAUUAAGGUGCCAAAGGGAAAGACAUGCCUGCCUAAAUUCCAGGCAAAGAAAGCAGAGAAGCUGACACUCUCGGGCUGCACCAGUACCAAGAAGUUUAAGCUCACAUACUGUGGUAUCUGUACAGACAAGCGCUGCUGUGUCCCCAGCAAGUCACACAUGAUCAAGAUCAACUUCACCUGCAAAGGAGGCUCCAACACAGAGUGGAAGAUGCAGUGGAUAACAUCCUGCACAUGCCAGAGGAAAUGUAACGAUCCAGGUGACAUGUUUUCUGACCUGCGGUUACUCUAAUGGAGCCAUGUAAGAAGCCUAGAGACACAGACACAGGAAACAAGCCCUGCUAUGGUGGAAUAUGGACAGAAAAAUAGCCAUGAUUUGGUUACUAAGUUCUCCUCAGCACCAGUGAUGUGACAAAAAGUCAAACUCCAAAACCUCAUUUUACAAAGAAGAAUGGCUGGGAUCAUUAAAUGAAGAAAAAUGCUGUUAGCUAUAUAAAAAGCAUUUAUGAACACCGUCUUCAGGAUGCGUACAUGCAGAAACUACAUGGAUUGUGACCAGUGUAGCAGCUGUAACAGCAG
Messenger RNA from Monopterus albus (swamp eel), 1343 nucleotides. RefSeq names its product cellular communication network factor 6 (gene ccn6). Gene Ontology annotation, molecular function: integrin binding; heparin binding. Gene Ontology annotation, biological process: signal transduction; positive regulation of cell differentiation; cell adhesion. The record is from RefSeq and is a predicted model, not a curated record. Bases 1 to 1056 code for a protein of 351 amino acids. Gene Ontology annotation, cellular component: extracellular matrix; extracellular region. Lineage: Eukaryota; Metazoa; Chordata; Actinopteri; Synbranchiformes; Synbranchidae. The transcript is spliced from 5 exons.